ACGUUUCGAAGUAAAAAAGCGCUAUUCACCAAGCAGCAAAAUAAGCUGCCGCCGUCGAUGUCGUCAAUCAGCAUCAUAAACGGGCAGAAAAUUGAUUGCCCUUUGGCUUCACAUCUAUUUUCUAUGGUCUUUGAGUAAAUGGCAUCAUCCGCUUUCACCAGGGCUCUAUUGGGUCAUCGUUUGUUUCGCUCCUCGCACUCCUCACACAAAACUCAAAUCUUUACUCCUCUCUUUAAUAAAAGAUCAUUUCAUCUGCUGGCUGAUCCUGUCUAUACAUCAUAUAAGACGUCUGGCUGGGUUCCUCGAGUCAUGGCUUCCUCUGUUGUUGGUUCAAAAGCUAAUUUUUCUACACAUUCUUUGUCUACAAAUGAACCUGUUGUAUCUGUUGAUUGGCUCCAUGAAAAUCUCAGGAAGCCGGAUAUGAAGGUGUUGGAUGCGUCAUGGUACAUGCCAGAUGAACAAAGGAAUCCAAUUCAAGAGUAUCAGGUGGCUCACAUUCCUGGUGCUCUUUUCUUUGAUGUGGAUGGGAUAUCAGAUCGAACAACAAAUUUGCCACAUAUGUUGCCUUCGGAGGAAGCUUUUGCAGCUGCUGUUUCUGCUCUUGGAAUUGAAAAUAAGGAUGGUGUGGUUAUUUAUGAUGGCAAGGGACUGUUUAGUGCCGCUCGUGUCUGGUGGAUGUUUCGAGUAUUUGGGCAUGACAAAGUCUGGGUGUUAGAUGGUGGUCUGCCAAGAUGGCGUGCAUCUGGUUAUGAUGUUGAAUCUAGUGCUUCUGGUGAUUCCAUCUUGAAAGCUAGUGCUGCCAGUGAGGCAAUAGAGAAAGUAUAUCAAGGCCAGGCAGUUGGACCAAUCACAUUUCAGACGAAGUUUCAACCACAACUUGUUUGGACUCUUGAGCAGGUUAAACAAAACAUUGAGGACAAGUCUCACCAACACAUAGAUGCCCGCUCAAAGGCCAGAUUUGAUGGGGCUGUGCCGGAGCCUCGAAAGGGAAUAAGAAGUGGUCAUGUACCCGGCAGCAAGUGCAUUCCUUUUCCCCAUUUGUUAGAUGCUUCGCAGACACUCUUACCCGCUGAUGAACUUAAGAAACGAUUUGAUCAAGAGGGCAUCUCUCUGGACAGGCCAGUUGUGACUUCAUGUGGGACUGGUGUAACUGCUUGCAUACUUGCUUUGGGUCUGCACCGACUUGGGAAGCAAGAUGUUGCAGUCUAUGAUGGAUCAUGGACUGAAUGGGGAGCUCAUCCUGAGACACCUGUUAACACUUCAUAAAUCUGGAAGCUUGGAAGCAAUGUACGUGGUGUGUUGAAAGAGUUUGUAUCUAAAGCAGUUGAACAACUAGUGUCAUUUUUCUAAGAUCAUUUUUGAGUUGCAGUUACACUUUGAAAAUUCCAUUACCCUUUUAUCAAAAACCGUUGGCAUCACAUUGCAAAACUUUAUACUGGGUGUCUGAUGGAGGAAAAUGAAAUAAGAACUUUUUAGGAAGGAAUUGAAGCAUGGUUUCAUAAGUUUCGUAACGGUUCUGCAUCAUCGUUUAUGCAAUUGAUUUAUUUGUGUUCGUUGACGAAAAUGAAAAACUAGCAUGAUUCUUCUUCUGAA
Molecule: messenger RNA, 1593 nt
Organism: Manihot esculenta (cassava)
Lineage: Eukaryota; Viridiplantae; Streptophyta; Magnoliopsida; Malpighiales; Euphorbiaceae
Product: thiosulfate/3-mercaptopyruvate sulfurtransferase 1, mitochondrial
Exons: 12
Coding region: 139-1266 (375 amino acids)
Biological process (GO): transsulfuration
Cellular component (GO): mitochondrion
Molecular function (GO): thiosulfate-cyanide sulfurtransferase activity
Source: RefSeq, a predicted model, not a curated record